Messenger RNA from Porites lobata, 7996 nucleotides. NCBI's taxonomy places the organism in Eukaryota, Metazoa, Cnidaria, Anthozoa, Scleractinia, Poritidae. The record is from the annotation of a GenBank genome assembly.
AUGUUAGUCAAUGAAACUGCAGGCUUAAACCAUACAGUUAAUAACAUCGUCUUGAACCAUGACAGUUCUGAACUAUGCCUCCCCUCUUGGAUUCUAAACGCCGUCAACGUCCAGUCUGUGUACAUCAGUGACACUGUGAUAACGGUCGUCAACAUCCCAUUUGCCAUAUUUGCCGUGGUUGCUAACCUGGCUGUUAUAGUCACCAUAAUCCGUUCUCCCCCACUCCACCGUCCAGUUAACGUGUUGCUGUGUAGCCUGGCUGCCUCUGAUUUUCUAACCGGCCUAGUUGUUCAACCUGUAUACAUAGCAUGGCGCUUUCUGCUGCAUCACAUUAAAGACCCUUGCGAAUUGGUUCAUCUCUACCAAGCCAGUAAAUCUCUUCCUGCCCUGCUUGUCGGUUGCACCUUCGUGAACUUGGCAAUAAUGAGCGUCGAAAGGUUGUAUGCUGUUUCGAAGCCUCUUUCUUAUUCAGCCAAAGUAACACUGAGAGGUAUGAAGAAUUGUAGCAGACCCCUGCAGAAAUGGCAUUGUUUGGUCUAUUCUAGUCUACCCUAUUCUUAACCAAGUACACAGAAAAUUCCAUUUUAGGGUUCUUAAAGUGGUAUAGGACUUGUUUAAAAUUGUUUAACCCUAUUCAGACCGGGCUUUUUUUCUCUUUUUCCUUCCUUCUUUUAUUUAUUUUUUUUUGGGAAGGGGUGGGGGGAGAAACAAUUAAAAACCCACGCGAAACCCAAGCACGCGAACCGCGAUAAACGUAAGCACGAGAAGAAAAAAGAGAGAGACUGCUGACUCUUUUGUUCUGUCUGGGGACAACGACGCUCUAAAGGUAAUUAACCAGUUAAACCCGGCGAGUUCCUAUUAACCCUUUCACCGCCAAAAUACUUGAUAGAGUUGUAAGGUGACUCAAACUUUUGAGCUGGAGGACGAAAUCCUAUGAUGUGACCAUUCAAAUGAAAGCUCUUUGCCUGUAUUCAUAUAUACAUGGUGCUAUUUAUUUUUCAAAUAUCACAUUUCAAAAUGAAAUUUGGAAAUUUGGUUGAAAUUUGCUUUUGGCCAAAUUUGGCAGUGAAAGGGGGGGUGGGGGUUCUUUAGGAAUUUCUGGGUGGGGAUGUGCCGCUGGGACCCUGGAACCCUUAACCUAUACCAGAGCUAGUUCAGCUGAAUUUUGCUACCCUAAACCAGAGUAAACUCCCCAAAAUCCCCCUAUCCAAGAGUAGCUGUUUCCCUAGUCUAGAUAAAAUCUUCAACCAAGUGAUCAGUUUCCUGAAAAAUGAUACCCUAUUCUAGACCCAAACGCUCUGAUUUAUAUACCCUAUCCUAGAGUAAACUGCUUGAAAACCAUACCCUUCACAGCGGCACAUACCUAUAUAGCCCAUAUAUGGCAGUACCCCCCCCCCCCCGGGUUAAAACCCUUGAGGAAAUUUGUAGCUACAGUUUCCUUCUGUAAGAUUUCCUUUAACGUUUUAGUUUACAAGCGAUUACUGCUUAGUUCGUUAUUGUUCCUGGCAAGAGCCAUAAUAUUAUGGCUCUUGUUUCUGAAGUUAGUUGUAACGCUUGACUAUAUUUAUCGCUUGCAAUCACACCCUGACCAGUUAAUGAUCGGUCUAUACAAUAUAAUUAAUAAUUCAUUAUUUAAAAAAUAAUGAUAAAGCCUUUUAUAUAGAACUACUUCAAAUCUUGAAAAACAUGGCUGUUAAUACUCGAUUGCCAUGGUAACGUCAAUGUUGACGUACAAGGCACACGACUUUAAAAUGUUUCUAGAUAAAUCUUGAGAAAAAGUCGCCAGGUUUGGCGGUCAUUGCCUAAACGGGAUUGCAGCUAUUAAACCUUUUUAGCGAGGUGGGGGCAGCUCCAAGGCCUCUCCGGUCUAAACUUGCAAUUAAAGCUAAGUAUCAGGCCUCCUUUCAGUUUAAAGGGAAAGGUACAAAGAAAUCAUGUGACUGGGUCUCCUUUAUUACUUAAUGACGUACAUACAGGACUAAUUCGUACUAAUCAUCUUAAGCGAAACUGAAGAACUGAUUAGAAGAAUUGAACACACACACACAAAAAAAAACAUAUGCUGCUCUUUCAAUUUCUGCGCCUCGAAGGUAGUGACUGAAACGGUAACGUCUUUCCAUUUAUCGCUAAGAACACCGGGAAAAUACUUUCCAAUUCGAAGACUAUAAUCAAAACAAUCCCUUCCUAAUCCCGCAAAGCAAAUUUAGCCCGUGACCCAUGCCUAAACUAACUGGAUUCUUAAAGUUAUACGAAACUUGUGUUUCAGGAAUGGUGAAGACUGUCGUCAGUGCAUGGGUGAUCUGGUUCAUCAAUAUAAUCCUUAUGGAAAGCACUGUACCUGAGGGGAUCUAUCAACCGCUGGAAAAUAUCACGAUCAUUUCAAUGAUGGUCAUAAUCACUGGCGGGCACGUUUUGACCUUCCAGGCAAUCCGUAACAACAACAGAAAGAUCUUUAAUGCCACCCACAACUCUCAACAAGCGAUCCUCUUUAAAAGAGAGAAAAAAGCGUUUAAAGACAUGACAUUUUACACAGUGGCGACGUUACUGUCCCUUCUUCCUCUUCUUGUGCUGCUAAAUCAUGUGGAAAACAGCAUUGUUUCAGGACACAUUCUGUUCCCUUGGGCUCAAAUCUUCUCCCAGCAAAUAUCCAGUAUAAACCCAGUAAUUCAGAUUCAAAGAAAUGCCGCCUUGAGGCAGGCACUAAAGAUGGCCCUGUGAAUGGUCUAGGCAUUAUCUGCAGUCCACCCGGACUCAGGAUUGUCAUUAGGGGCCCGGCCGGUAGCCCGGCGAAACGGACUCGCAGGCUGUGGGACUAGUUUGUAUCCACUGCCGAGUUGGAAAAUCUCUCUCAUAUGUCAUGGCAUGAUUAAAAAAUGUUGCUAAGCAAGCAAAAAAAAAGCAUUGGCUUCUUUGUCGUAUAAAAUUUUGGAUUUCCGUGUACUUAGCUUAGUUUUACCUUCUUCCGUCAGAAUUUCAUAAAGUUGUUGACAGUCCCCCCCACCCCACCCCUCGCCUUCCUCCUUACGAAACUGGAAACGUCCAGUCCAUCUGUCGCAGGGGUUUGAGUGAUUGUGUUAAACGGUGUACCCUGGGUUGUGGGUGGGGCAAAUCGGUGUUUUAGCAUGAAGUCAAUACAUAAAGUCACCUUUUCAGAUCACGUGGAGUCUGCGCACUGUAUUCGAUGGGAAAUUAAAAAAAAACAAACAAACAAACAAACAAACCAUCAAAACACAAAGAAAAACAGGCGACGGACAAAAUUACAACUUUGCUUUCAUCUGUCAGCAAUUGAUUUAUGUGGAGGUAUAUAAUCAAAAAUAGCCAAAUGAAAAGAGCUGUUGUUAGUCGUUUCCAUGGACCUAUCAAACACGGAGAUCUUCUUUUCUAAAAUUUGUCAUUUACUUAGUAGUUACGAUAAAGUUGUGAGAAGUCCCGCCAGAAACUUACCCAGGUACAAAUGCUUUUAGCAAUCGUUAUUUCCAGAGAAGAGUCUUUAUACUCCAUUUGUUGUCUCACUAGAUAUUACUGCUGUUAAUUUACUGUAGAAUGAACCAGCAAGACUGAAGUUAUUUAGAAUCCACUGCGCUAUAGUCAUCGGUUAGAAAAUCACAAUAUUUUCAAUCACUUGCAAAGAUUUAGUCCAGCUAUUGUUCGUUCCCUCUAACACUGAUUUGGGGACGUGACAGCUAAUAAAAUAUAUAACGUACCAGUCGUCCUAAUUAUCUCACAAUGGCCCCUUCUCGGGAGAUAGCUAUAGAAGGAAACAGCACCUACCAACUGGCUACACAAAAUUCCUUAUCGUUAUAUUGAGUUUUGAAAAACUUCAUAGCAGCAGGCUAAAAGAGGUGAAUCCUAAACACAAAUUAAAGUUGACAACCGUUCUGGAGGCGUAAAAUUACGUAAAUUAAAUAACUAACCGAAGCCUGUUUCAGCCUCCUGUGAUAUUCCAAGGCCUCUUAAGUACUUCAUUGUGAAGUCUGUGAAGUACGUUGUUCGAAUUUCUUUCGUUUGAGUUUAUGAUCUGUUAUAUGCCAAAAAAUAUGUGCGCCACACGGGGACUUUAAUAUUAUAACUUUCGUAUGAAGCGAAAUUCGUCCAAUCGAGAUUGGACAGCUCUUUUUCGUUCUCGAUUGAACUUUUUAUCAUUUUUUUUUUUCAACUGUGCGCAUCCUAUCAGAGCGCGUCGAGGAGGAAACUGUAUCGCUUCUUUCUUUUUCAUUUUCCCCCAAUAACACCUGAUACUCAGGCUACGGACUUGCAAAUGGCGUUGGGGAGUGAAACGGUUUUCUCUGCUUUUUCAUGAGUGCCUGUUCUUUGGAACGAUCUUUCUCUUGAUGUUAGAAUCGCCUCAUCUGUUGGGUAAAUUAAAGAAGGUUUAAAACCUUUUUAAUAAAUUUUGAGGUUUAAUAAGAAUUUGAGCUAUUAUUUACGACCUAGAAUUUUAAUUUGCAAUUUUUUAUUCAGUUUCUUUAUUUCUAUUUUAUAUUGUAAGAACAUAAUCGAGAAUUAGAUGUAAUGGAUAUGCAAGCUGUAAGAAUUCUGGGCCGUCCUAAUCUCUGAGAUCAUUUUCUUUGAGCGCGGCUUCCUUUGAAAAUGAAAGGGAACUUCUCAUGUACCGAACUUAUACGUAUUUGGGUCGACCCAAAUGAUGUAAGUUCGACGGAUGAUUCAAACGUCGAACUUUAUUAGUCAGACUCACAUCAUUUUCACGAUCUACAAUGAUCUACAAUGCUUACCAGUCAAAUAAAUAUAGUAACUUAUACAUUAAAUUUGGCACUUGAAAAGAUCGAUGUUUAAAACGAACUCGCUCCAUAAUCCAAUUCGCGAACUUCCCAUGUAGGCUACUCGAUCUUAAUUCAUGGGUCGACCAUAAUUAGACAUGUCGGACUUUGCUGCCGAUUCGUUCUUUUUCUUUCAUGUGCUUUUAAAAGUGAAGGGAUUAGGAUCGGUGCAUAAAAAGUUCGACGUUUGAACUGGGCCUAUAUAUUAAUAACGUUGAUGACUGAAUAAAUGAAACGGAAUGAGAUAAAGGUUUGUAAUGGUACGACACAGAAAAAGGAGGCGGUAAAAGCGUAUGUCAGCAAAAAGUUUAAACCAUGCGGACAAAACAUACGAACACAACUUCGGGAAAAAAACGUUUUGAAAUAAUUGGCUUCAAAAUAGGGCAUUUUGCUUUGAAGAGGUUUUGCAAUUGCAUGAAGUGAAAAUGAUCAGCCGAUAUGAAAGAUUCGGCUUCUGUGGCUUUUAAGUAACUCUGAAUGUUGUGUGAAAACCUUAUGUAAAUCAGGAAAAGCAAAGGUAAGUACUUCGAUAAUUCCAUUUUAUUCCAAAUGUUAUAGCUUUUGAACUUAUGAGUACCAAACAGCUGAUGCUUAUGACAAAGCUGGGCAAAUUAAAUUUCAGAUAAUGAAAGUGUAAUUUUUACUACUAUUUUAUUUUUUUAAAAAAACUAAAGACGUCUUCAGAUGUUUAGGAAAUUAAUUAUGAUGGUUCACGCUUUUUCAUUUUACACGUCUGCGCUUUGCAACAAUCUUCCUCUUGAUCUGAGAAUCGCCCCAUCUGUUCAGAAUCAUUAAAAAGCAGGCUUGAAACGUUUUUAAUUAUUGUUGAGGUUUACUACAAGUAUUUUUUUUAUUUUUUAACAUGUUGAAAUUUUCUUUCAGUUUUUCUAUUUCAUAUUAAAGAACACUGAGAUUCUUAUCUAAUGAACAUGCGAGCUGUGAGAAUUCCUCAGCUGUCGUAAUAUAUCUAUGAAAUCCUUUCUUUAGAACGCGAUUAAUACUUCCAAAAUUAAAGGGGGAAGCGCGAUCGGGUAUUGAUUAUAAGGUUCAAGAAUAAACAAAUAAUGGAAAGAGAUAAAGAUGUGGUAACGACACAAAUGGUGAGCCAUCUACGAGUCCCAGAUCAUGCAGCAUCUCAGAAAACGGUACUUUUAAAGCUGAGACGUGUCUGGAUAGCUUUUUGCUCUGUGCCAGGGCACUGCACCUGGGCAAGAUGUGAGGCCACACUAUCUGGGGCUUAACUGAACACGCUGCACCACGCCUGGUUCCACAAACUUGUAUGGGUCUUCUACCUGGCAUAUGACCGACUGAGUUGGUAAGAGUUGAUCGUAUAGCGGCAAAUAUAAUUGUGUGUAUUAGGCAGGACGUCCACUCUGUCAGCCACCAGAAGCAUCCAUUAGCGUUCACCUUCUCAUAAUGUAAGGCUAGUUGAAACUAGACUUCCCUGCCAUCGUUGAUUUCUCACUUCAUCCUGUUCACUUGACUAUUUCACAAUUCCGUCUUGACUGAGUGUACGUGGGUGCUCGAGAUUAAGCACGAAACCAAGCUCCUCCGCAAACCAUGAAGAGUCUAACCGCACCCUUAACCUUCGUAGCGUAAUAUUCCAUAUCUGCCAAACGCAGGCCCUGCCUCUUUUCUCUAGCAGGUCGAAUAACGUAUUCGAGCCACACGGGUGCCUUUAUCCGUUCUCAAUAACAGUCUUCCGAGCUUCCCUGUCGAUCUGCUGUAGAUCCAUUUAUAAUAGGCUACCGUUGUUUUCACCUUAGAUAGCCAAGUAUUGGUUGACAAACCGAUUUGACGCGAUAACACGAUUGUGCAGAUUGUGGAGUGACUAAGGACUUGUCCAAAUAACUGACAUCCGCCGGAGGUACUUCUUGGCUGCGCAAUCCAAGACCAAAUUAUCUUCCUGCGUCACAUUUUCAAGCAUGCCCUAUUAACUUGUACUGCUUCCCGUCCUCAAGACUUGGUAUUCUGGCCGUCUCAUCCAAUAUCAUUCAGAUCAGUUAUGACUCACGCGCACUCUUUUUUUUUUACAUGUAUCACUGCGCCCUUCAAUUCUUGGGGUUCUAUUCGAGCCCGACAUCUUCCGUAGUCGUUUUGACCAUGUUCAUAAAGUUCUUGCGUUUGUCUUCAGAUGCAGCGAAAAUCUUAAGGUCAAAGAAUGAUAUAUGUGCCAGUCCGUAACACUGGUGGGUUUGGAUAAUCUGUAUCCCUCGGUAACACUGAUAUUCCAGGCUGCUGGGUUUAAGCACGCUGUAAACAGUCUCGGGCAUAGCGCAACCAGUUAUUAUUGAGCCUUUUCAUUACCGGUUUCAGAGGUACCCCUCCCUUUCCUUGUGACACCCAGCACCCUCGUAUUCCUUCCCCCUUUACACAAAGUCACCGUCCGAUCAAUCAACCUGCAUCCUAUACGAGCAUCCCACUGCACACCCUCCAUCAAGUUAUUCGUCUAAAUGCUGGUCUGUCGGGGACAGGUAUUCAAGAUGUAAACCAUUUGCACAUGGUAGUGUUUAAACAAGCAAUGGUCGGUUGCUUGUAAAUUUCUCCGGUCGUCGGAAUCAGCGAUGCCUUUCCUUCAGAAAACUAGGCUGGAUAAUCUGCCUCAUACUAAGAAAUCUCUUUGAAACUCAAUACUGCACCCUCGUGUAUGGCGUGAAUCAUUAAUUUUUUUUAUUAUUAUUACUUUAUCUUGCAGAACCAUAUGAAGAAUCAUCUGACACCAAGAAAACAGAAACAUGCUGAUCAACAAAACUGGAGGUUUAAACAAUACAGCUAAUAACAACCAUGACAGUUCUGAUCUAUGCCUCCCCUCUUGGAUUCUAAACGCCGUCAACGUCAAGUCUGUAUACAUCAGUGACACUGGUAUCAUGGUCGUUAACAUCCCAUUUGCCAUAUUUGCCGUGAUCGCUAACCUGGUUGUUAUAGUCACAAUAAUCCGUUCUCCUUCACUCCACCGUCCAGUUAACGUGUUGCUAUGUAGCCUGGCUGCCUCUGAUUGUCUAACCGGCCUUGUUCUUCAGCCUGUGUACGUGGCAUGGCGCUUUCUUCUGCAUCAAUCUCAAGACCCUUGCAAAUUAGUCUAUCUUUACCAAGCCAGUAGGCUUCUUCCACAAAUGCUUCUCGGGUUUACCUUCGUAAACUUGGCAAUAACAAGCGUCGAAAGAUUGUAUGCUGUUUCAAGCCCUCUUGAGCAUUCAGCCAAAGUAACACUGCGAGGUAUG